AUUGGGCCAAUUCCGGGUGAGAAGUUGUACCUGGCCGCACACCUGUUACGCAGAAGGGGGAACCAGCAGUGCGGAACUGGGCCAGCGCCGGGAUGAGAGCCUAGCCAGGGGGAACAGCUGAUUGGACAGAAGAUAACAGUAGGUUGCUGGGCCCCCAGAAGCCCGGUGGUUACGGGACACUGCCCCCCUGUGAAUUCAGAUCCUGCAUGGAGAUCCGAGGGUACCGGCGAAUAACAUGGAAGCUGGUUCUGUGCUGCAUUCUCUGCGUCCUGACCCUGGGGGUCCUCCUCCUCUUCUUUCACUGGAAGCCCCGCCUCUACGUGCUGCUCACCUGUCGCCACUGCCCCCUGGCUGAAGCCAAUUGGCUCGUUAUUAAGGAUGAAUUCGGCCAGAUCUCCAUCGCGGAAGUGCGAGUGGAACAGGGGAUGGAUGUGAGCCUUGGGCCCUAUAUGACCGGGCGACUGGGAAUAAACGGAGGGGGAAGCGUGAUCAUUGGGGUUGAAGACCAGGAGGAUUUCAAGGAUACCAUCCAGCUGCAUCACAAAGAGGAGAAUAAUGCGCUGCGGUACUUUGUGUUUGAGGGGAUGCGAUACGUUUGGAGCAACCGGACUCAGAACUUUGUCAGAGUGAGCUCAUUGGAUGAAGGGGUGACAUGCGGAGAGUUACACAAGAAGAAGUUCGGGCUGAACCAGACGGAGCACAAUACCAGGAAACAGAUCUUUGGAGCCAAUGAAAUCGACGUCCCUGUUAAAUCAUAUGGGCGGCUCCUAAUCGAAGAGGUGCUGAACCCGUUCUACAUCUUCCAGGUGUUUAGUAUUGUGCUCUGGAUGUGCGAUAAUUACUAUUAUUACUCCGCCUGCAUCCUCGUCAUCUCCAUCAUUUCCAUUAGCCUCUCCCUGUACGAGACCCGCAAGCAAAGUGUUACCCUGCGCAACAUGGUGAAGAUGCAAGUGAGCGUGAAAGUGCGGCGGGACACGGGGGAGGAGAUGUUGGUGAAUUCCCCGGAUCUGGUCCCCGGAGACUGUAUAAUCCUCCCCCCCGAGGGAAUCCUGAUGCCGUGUGAUGCAGCACUGCUGACCGGCGAGUGCAUGGUGAAUGAGAGCAUGCUGACAGGGGAGAGCGUUCCGGAGAUGAAGACCCCCCUCACUGAUGGGCCCCAGGCUGGCCGCACCCCGUAUUGCCCCGAGGAGCACAAGAGACACACCCUGUUUGGGGGGACGCAGAUCAUCCAAGCCAAGAGCUACCUAGAGAAAGAGGUGAUCGCCGUGGUAACAAGAACAGGUUUCUGCACGGUGAAGGGAAACCUCAUCAGCUCCAUCUUGCACCCCAAACCCGUCUCCUUCAAGUUCUACAGGGACGCGGUGAAGUUCGUUCUGGUUCUCGGUCUGUUUGCAUUUUUGGGCAACGUUUACACCAUUGGGAUCCUCAUCAGGAACAAGAGCACGGUUUCACGGAUCGUUAUACAAACCCUCGAUCUGAUCACAAUCAUCGUUCCCCCCGCGCUGCCGGCCGCCAUGACUGUCGGGACCAUCUAUGCCCAGAGCCGCCUGAAGAAACAGGGCAUUUUCUGUAUCAGCCCCCCCAGGAUCAACGUCUGUGGCAAAAUCAAGAUGAUCUGCUUUGAUAAGACCGGGACACUGACAGAGGAGGGGCUUGAUGUUUGGGGAGUCGUCCCAUUGGAUAACACUAACUUCCUUCCGAUAACCCAUGACCCCCGGUGCCUGCCUGAUGGGCCGUUUCUGCACUCCCUGGCAUCCUGCCACUCCGUCACCCUGCUGAAAGGGAGCCCCAUCGGGGACCUUAUGGAUGUGAAGAUGAUGGAAUCCACCAACUGGACGCUGGAUAGCCAGGACACGGACGAGCAGAUGACGGAACAUUUUGGAACCAAGGUUCUGGCAGUGAUGAAGCCGCCGCCCAUAGAUGAGCAGCCACAUGGGCCGAAACAUCACGUGCCGAUUGGUGUGUUACGGCGAUUCCCCUUCUCCUCCGCCCUCCAGAGAAUGAGCGUCAUCAGCAAACUCCCCGGGGACUCCCCCUCCCACCUCUACAUGAAGGGGGCGCCAGAGAUGGUGGCCAGUCUGUGCAAGAGCGACACUGUACCCCCGGAUUUCUCCGCCAUGCUGAAGCAGUACACUAAGGAUGGGUAUCGAGUUCUGGGCUUUGGGUACAAGACUCUCAGCUCGGUUAAAACCUUUGAGGAUGCCCAGCUGGUAGCAAGGGAGUCGGUGGAGCAGGACCUCUCCUUCCUGGGGUUCCUCAUAAUGAAGAACGUCCUGAAACCGGAGACGGCGCCCGUUAUCCACGAGCUGCGCAGGGCGAAUAUCCGCACCGUCAUGGUGACAGGAGAUAACAUGCUGACAGCGGUGAACGUUGCCGGGAGCUGCCAUAUUGUGGGGGUGACAGAGAAAGUUUACUUCGCCAGCGUGUCCCCCCCUUCCCUGAAUAAAGCGGCGAGCCUGAGGUUCAUCCCGGCAGACCCGGCGCCCAUGGAGGGGGCACAAGAGGCUCUGUACCAGCAGGGCGGCGCCUUCCUGGAUAAAGGCCCCUAUUGCUUUGCCAUGAAUGGGAAAUCCUUUGCUGCUCUGUGCGACCACUUCCCGGAUUUACUGCCCAAGAUAUUGGUUCGUUCCGCCAUCUUUGCCCGAAUGUCUCCGGAUCAGAAAACCCAACUGGUACAGAACUUCCAGAACCUGAAUUACUGUGUGGGGAUGUGCGGAGAUGGAGCCAAUGACUGUGGAGCUCUCAAAGCUGCUGAUGUUGGGGUCUCUCUGUCGGAUGCAGAAGCCUCGGUGGCCUCCCCCUUCACUUCUAGAACCAGUAACAUUGAGUGUGUCCCUGCUCUGAUCCGGGAAGGUCGCUGUUCCCUAGAGACAUCGUUUGUGAUGUUCAAGUACAUGGCUCUGUACAGUCUGACCCAGUUCAUUACUGCGCUGAUCCUCUACACUGUGAACACGAAUCUCGGGGACCUCCAGUUCCUGUACUUUGACCUGGUGAUCACCACCCUCGUGGCCAUCCUGAUGGGUAGAACUGGCCCGGCCGCUGAGCUGGGGAUCAAACGUCCGCUCGGCUCAUUGAUCAGUAUCCCUGUCCUGGGCAGCCUCGUCCUGCAAACCAUUCUCAUCCUGAUCAUCCAGCUCAUCCCCCUCUUCCUUGUCCAGAAUCAGAGCUGGUUUGUCCCAGUGAAUGUGACGAAUCCCCAGACAGUUCACCUGCCUAAUUAUGAGAACACGGUUCUGUUCUGCGUCUCCGGGUUCCAGUACAUUAUUCUGGCCGUGGUUCUGUCCAAAGGAUACCCCUUCCGGAAGGCGCUUUACACUAACGUGCCCUUCUUGCUGCUGCUCCUCGCCCUAUUGGCUCUCGGUCUCUGGAUCACAUUUGCCCCCCUCGACUUCAUGAAGUCCCUCCUGCAACUCGUCACUUACAGCGACAUCAACUUCAAGGGCGUCCUGGUCGGAUUGGCCGCCAUUAACUUUAUAGCAGCCUUUAUAUUGGAGAUGGCUUUGGAUUAUGGAUUCCUGAACUGCUUGAAGCGACUGCGGAAGAAAACGGGGCCCAAGAAGCUGUAUAAGAGAAUAGAGAAGGAGCUGGAGGGGCAGCUGUCAUGGCCGCCCAUAGAGCAGACUCUGCACCCGGGGCCCAUACAGACCCUCCCAGGCAGGUAGCAGGACCCCAGCGGAUAAAGGUUGUUCUAUAAGGAUAUGGGCAUUUGUCAGACUUUCAGAUUUGCACCUUAAACUGCCGGCGCCGGAGCUGCUUAGAGACAACAAUAGAUUUUUAUUCCAGUUCUUACACUUUGUUUUUAUGAAGCCAAAAUGCGGUUGUGUCUCUUGGGAGCCAGCAGGGCGGCGCUACGUGGGCAGCUUCACUCUCAGACUUUACCUGUUUUUGUGGCUAAAAUGCUGAACGUGCUGGAGGCGGGACUCCCAGACCCCGCCCCCGAGGUGCUGUUACAUAAAUCCGUUCUCCUGUAGUCCAUAAGGGGGUGGGGCCUAAACUAACGGAUCCCGCCCCAUGCGCCUCACACAUGGUUUACGGUUAUUGUUGGAAUACCUCAAGAGAAUUGUUAUUAUUAAUAUUAUUAUUAUUACUACUGAUUUGUGGGUCCCGCAGAGACGAAAUGAGCAGGAAAAUAGGGGGGCAAUUGGGAGGAGGAGGGCUCCGAUUGGCUUCCUUGUUUAGUCUGCAACUCCCAGCACCCUAAAAGCUUACUGGGAAUUAUUACAGUGGGUUUGGCAAGAGUCAGUGUUGGAAUCCCCUUAGUUUAAUGCUUACCAUCAGACCCCCGGAUCUUGCUGGGCUUCUGCCCCGUUAUAUGUUGCCUGUUCUAGUUCUGCAACAUCAUGUCAGAAAGCCAAAAUAGUGCCUUAGGCGCCUAGAGAAAUAAGGGGUUAAUUUGCCCCCACACAGGGGGACACCGAGCGCAACCUCUUUCCAGCAGGAAAUAUUUUUACUGUGCACAAUUUUCCUGUUGCUGGGGUCACUGGCCAUAGCAACCACAGAGGGGGCUGAAUGCCAUGUGGAGCAGAUGGAUAAUAAUCUAACAAUAAAGAGCAGUUGCAAAGUUGCUGAGGUUCCUCCUGUAUGAAGGUUUGGGCAGAGCUGCGGCUGUGUUCCGGGUGAGACCUGGUGCCCAAAGGGCAAUUCCUCCUGUGCCCAUGGCAGGCACGGGUGGCACUAGGUGGGCACCCAGUAGGAGUCACUUCCAUUGGCUGAAACAUGCAUAUUCUUGUUGGGAAGGGGUGACAAGGCAGGAAGGACAUUUAGAGUGGUGCAGGGCUCGGCGAGAGCGCCAUCCUGUGGCCUGAAGGGGAAACACGGGGGUAACGAUUCCUGUUGGGAGGAGGUGGGAGACGUCAGUGCAAGUCCUGUUUGUUAUGGAUCAGGGGUGGUCCGGUCCAGCCGGAUACCGGGAAGUCUUCAGAGUUGCCCCUCUAGGCUGCCCAACCCUUAGACCAGUAUUGCCCCCCAGAACCACCACUCUGCUCCGUUACCCACAGUCCCUGCAUGAGUCUCACAGCUGUGAUUCCUGCCCAAUCCCUGUGGGGCAGCAUCAGUAAUAGACUUAAGGGCGUCAGUAACAGGGUUAGGGGCAUCAGUAACAGGGUUAGGGGCGUCAGUAACAGGUUAGGGGCGUCAGUAACAGGUUAGGGGCGUCAGUAACGGGGUUAGGGGCGUCGGUAACAGGGUUAGGGGCGUCAGUAACGGGGUUAGGGGCGUCGGUAACAGGGUUAGGGGCAUCAGUAACAGGUUAGGGGCGUCAGUAACGGGGUUAGGGGCGUCGGUAACAGGGUUAGGGGCGUCAGUAACAGGUUAGGGGCGUCAGUAACAGGUUAGGGGCGUCAGUAACAGGUUAGGGGCGUCAGUAACAGGUUAGGGGCAUCAGUAACAGGUUAGGGGCGUCGGUAACAGGUUAGGGGCGUCGGUAACAGGGUUAGGGGCGUCGGUAACAGGUUAGGGGCGUCGGUAACAGGGUUAGGGGCGUCAGUAACAGGGUUAGGGGCGUCAGUAACAGGUUAGGGGCGUCAGUAACAGGUUAGGGGCGUCGGUAACAGGGUUAGGGGCGUCAGUAACAGGUUAGGGGCGUCGGUAACAGGGUUAGGGGCGUCAGUAACAGGUUAGGGGCGUCGGUAACAGGGUUAGGGGCGUCGGUAACAGGGUUAGGGGCCUCAGUAACGGGAUUAGGGGCCUCAGUAACGGGGUUAGGGGCCUCAGUAACGGGGUUAGGGGCGUCAGUCAUGGGGUUAGGGGCGUCAGUCAUGGGGUUAGGGGCGUCAGUCACGGAUUUAGGGGCAUCAGUAACAGGGAUAGGGGCGUCAGUCACGGCGUUAGGGGCGUCAGUCACGGGGUUAGGGGCGUCAGUAACAGGUUAGGGGCCUCAGUAACGGGAUUAGGGGCCUCAGUAACGGGAUUAGGGGCGUCAGUAACGGGAUUAGGGGCGUCAGUAACAGGUUAGGGGCCUCAGUAACGGGAUUAGGGGCAUCAGUAACAGGUUAGGGGCCUCAGUAACAGGGUUAGGGGCCUCAGUAACAGGUUAGGGGCCUCAGUAAUGGGAUUAGGGGCGUCAGUAACAGGUUAGGGGCCUCAGUAAUGGGAUUAGGGGCGUCAGUAACAGGUUAGGGGCCUCAGUAACGGGAUUAGGGGCAUCAGUAACAGGUUAGGGGCCUCAGUAACAGGGUUAGGGGCCUCAGUAACAGGGUUAGGGGCCUCAGUAAUGGGAUUAGGGGCAUCAGUAACAGGUUAGGGGCCUCAGUAACAGGGUUAGGGGCCUCAGUAACAGGGUUAGGGGCCUCAGUAACAGGGUUAGGGGCCUCAGUAACAGGUUAGGGGCCUCAGUAACAGGGUUAGGGGCCUCAGUAACAGGGUUAGGGGCCUCAGUAACAGGGUUAGGGGCCUCAGUAACAGGGUUAGGGGCCUCAGUAACGGGGUUAGGGGUGUCAGUCAUGGGGUUAGGGGCGUCAGUCACGGGUUUAGGGGCGUCAGUAACAGGGUUAGGGGCGUCAGUAACAGGGUUAGGGGCGUCAGUAACGGGGUUAGGGGCACGUGUGUCAAGGGCCACAGUAUGGGGCCCACUAUUUGCCCCAAAAUAGGUGUGAAUCUGUGUUUUAUAUUUGUAACUUAACUCUGCACAUCAAAUCCUCGGAACCUGCCCCAGUUCCACCUACAGUGGGUCUUAUUUAUUUAUUUAACUGCCCCCCCAGUUUCACACAGAAGGAGAGAGGAGGAGGGAAAAGGGGUUCGGGGGGUAGAGAGACAAAUAGGGAGAAUAAUAAAACAGGGAGACAGACGGGAGGAUAAAAUAACAGAGAUGGGGGGGGGGGUACAAUGUGAUUAUUGCCCCGGUGCUACAGUCUCAGUUAUUCAGGUACAGUGAGUUUUGCCCCAUCUGCCCCCAGUUACUCUGCUCUUUGCACUAAUAUGUGGGGUGGAUCUCCCAAUAUCGGGGGGGGGGGGGGGUGCUGACAUAGCUGGUCACAUGGUAUUUCUAAGAAUGGGGGGCCCUGUUCCUUCCUAAACUGUGCCUUUAAUUCAUUAAAAGAAAGAAAUCUGUUUCCUA
Xenopus tropicalis (tropical clawed frog) is the source of this 7054-nucleotide messenger RNA. It is a transcript of the gene atp13a2, whose product is annotated as ATPase cation transporting 13A2. The transcript is spliced from 29 exons. The record is from RefSeq and is a predicted model, not a curated record. Gene Ontology annotation, biological process: transmembrane transport; monoatomic cation transmembrane transport. Lineage: Eukaryota; Metazoa; Chordata; Amphibia; Anura; Pipidae. Gene Ontology annotation, cellular component: autophagosome membrane; late endosome membrane; multivesicular body membrane. The coding region runs from base 207 to 3662 and encodes 1151 amino acids. Gene Ontology annotation, molecular function: P-type transmembrane transporter activity; P-type ion transporter activity; ATP binding.